Mugil cephalus (flathead mullet) is the source of this 4127-nucleotide messenger RNA. RefSeq names its product V-type proton ATPase 116 kDa subunit a 1-like. The transcript is spliced from 22 exons. Lineage: Eukaryota; Metazoa; Chordata; Actinopteri; Mugiliformes; Mugilidae. Bases 167 to 2782 code for a protein of 871 amino acids. Gene Ontology annotation, molecular function: ATPase binding; proton-transporting ATPase activity, rotational mechanism. Gene Ontology annotation, cellular component: vacuolar proton-transporting V-type ATPase, V0 domain; plasma membrane; vacuolar proton-transporting V-type ATPase complex. Gene Ontology annotation, biological process: vacuolar acidification; proton transmembrane transport. The record is from RefSeq and is a predicted model, not a curated record.
GUUUUCCGUAGCACAGUCUAGCUGACUGCCUCAAACUUGACGCACAGCUGUGGACCAAAGCGUCCAGCAUCCAGGAGGGUUUGACAGGAGGAGCUGAAGGAAGCUGAGCUGCAGCAUCUCAUACGGUGUUUCUUUAUUCUAGUGGAGUAGGAGUGUGUUGGCCACCAUGGGGGAACUGUUCAGGAGUGAGGAAAUGACCCUAGCCCAGCUCUUUCUCCAGUCAGAGGCAGCCUACUGCUGUGUCAGUGAGCUGGGAGAACUAGGCAUGGUCCAGUUUCGAGAUUUGAAUCCAGAUGUAAAUGUGUUCCAGCGCAAGUUUGUAAAUGAAGUGAGAAGAUGUGAGGAGAUGGACCGCAAACUGAGGUUUGUUGAGAAGGAGAUCAAAAAGGCCAGCAUCCCAACAGUGGACACUGGAGAGAAUCCUGAAGUACCUUUUCCCAGAGACAUGAUUGACCUAGAGGCCACUUUUGAGAAGUUGGAAAAUGAACUGAAAGAGAUCAACACCAACCAGGAAGCACUAAAGAAGAACUUCCUGGAGCUGACGGAGCUCAAACACAUUCUACAUCGAACACAACAGUUCUUUGAUGAGAUGGAGGAUCCUAACCUGUUGGAGGAGUCCUCAGCUCUGAUGGAGGGCAGUGAAGGGGGGCGAGGAGCCCCACUCAGACUCGGGUUUGUUGCUGGAGUCAUCAGCAGAGAGAGGAUACCGACCUUUGAGAGGAUGCUGUGGAGGGUGUGUCGUGGUAAUGUCUUCUUGAGGAAGGCAGAGAUUGAGGACCCCUUGGAGGACCCUGCCACGGGCGAUCAAGUCCACAAGUCAGUGUUCAUCAUCUUCUUCCAGGGCGACCAGUUGAAGAACAGGGUGAAGAAGAUCUGUGAGGGGUUCCGUGCCUCUCUCUACCCAUGUCCAGAGACCCCUCAGGAGAGGAAGGAGAUGCUGGCUGGAGUCAACAGCCGCAUUGAUGACCUCCAGAUGGUGCUGAACCAAACAGAGGACCACCGUCAACGAGUGUUACAAGCUGCCUCAAAGACUAUGCGAGUGUGGUUCAUCAAGGUGAGGAAGAUGAAGGCCAUCUACCAUACACUCAACCUUUGCAACAUCGAUGUCACCCAGAAAUGUCUGAUUGCCGAGGUGUGGUGCCCUGUCUCAGACCUGGACUCAAUUCAGUUUGCUCUGCGCAGAGGAACGGAGAGGAGCGGCUCGACAGUGCCCUCCAUCCUUAACAGGAUGCAGACCAAGCAAACUCCACCUACUUUCAACAAGACCAACAAGUUCACAUCAGGCUUCCAGAACAUUGUUGACGCCUACGGCAUCGGGAACUACAGGGAAAUCAAUCCAGCUCCCUACACCAUCAUCACCUUCCCCUUUCUGUUUGCGGUGAUGUUUGGUGAUAUGGGUCAUGGCUUGUUGAUGACCUGUGCUGCUCUUUACCUGGUCAUCCGAGAGAGUCGUAUCCUCUCCCAGAAGAGUGACAAUGAGAUGUUCAACAUGAUUUUUGCUGGUCGCUACAUCAUUCUUCUGAUGGGCAUCUUCUCCAUUUACACUGGCAUAAUUUAUAAUGAUUGCUUCUCCAAGUCACUCAACAUGUUUGGGUCUGGUUGGAGUGUGAGGCCCAUGUUUGGACGCAAAGGAGCAAACUGGACGUUUGAGACACUUGAUGGAAAUGCUGUUCUACAGUUAGACCCUGCCAUUCCUGGUGUGUUCGGUGGGCCUUAUCCAAUCGGAAUUGACCCGAUCUGGAAUGUUGCCACCAACAAGCUGACUUUCCUCAACUCAUUCAAGAUGAAGAUGUCAGUGAUCCUAGGUGUCAUCCACAUGCUUUUUGGAGUGUCUCUCAGUCUCUUCAAUCACUUGUACUUCAAGAAGCCACUGAAUAUCUUCUUGGGCUUCAUCCCAGAGAUUGUCUUCAUGUCAAGCCUGUUUGGCUACCUCGUGCUGCUAGUCUUCUACAAGUGGACAGCCUAUGAUGCCUCCACCUCCAAGGAUGCUCCCAGUCUGCUCAUUCACUUCAUCAACAUGUGUCUUUUCAACUACAACGACCCCACCAACAAACCCCUCUACAGGGGACAGAUCGGGAUCCAGGUUUUGUUGGUGCUGAUUGCCCUUGCAUGUGUUCCCUGUAUGCUGAUUGUGAAAACUAUGGUGCUUCGGCGUCAGCACCUGUGGAAAAAGCACCUGUCCCAGAAGAGGGAAGAAACCCCAGCAGAGAAUCUAGAGCAGUCUUUAGAGCAAACAGGCGUGUCCUCAUCAUGCACCGGACUCACCCAACAGGGCACGCAGAAGUUCGGAGGGGUGCGGGUGGGCAAUGGACCCACGGAGGACGAGGCUGGCAUCAUGGACCACGACCAGCUCUCCCAGCACUCAGAGGAGGGAGAUGAGCACACAGAGGAAGAGCCGUUUGAUUUUGGUGACGUAGCUGUCCAUCAGGCCAUCCACACCAUAGAGUACUGUCUUGGGUGCAUCUCUAACACAGCCUCCUACCUGCGCCUCUGGGCCCUCAGCUUGGCCCAUGCACAGCUGUCAGAGGUGCUUUGGUCCAUGGUAAUGCACCUGGGUCUAUCUUCCCGGAGUGGGGGUGGAUUCUUCGGCCUGUCCAUCAUCUUCUCGGCCUUCGCUACUCUCACAGUUGCUAUCCUCCUCGUCAUGGAGGGGCUGUCAGCCUUCCUGCAUGCCCUGCGACUACACUGGGUGGAGUUCCAGAACAAGUUCUACUCGGGCCAGGGCUUUAAGUUUGUCCCCUUCUCCUUCGAGAGCAUCCUUGAUGGACGUUUUGACGACUGAUCAGCUUUAUGUUGGCCGGCAUGAAUCAAGAAUCCCCGUCAUCACCUCCCUGACUCUGUGUAUGUGUUUGUGUGAGUGUGCAUGAGCCCCAGUACAACCCUCUGUCACCCUCUAGUGUUUAAUGGUGUAUGACCUAUAAUGUAGUCAAUGUAAAAGGGUUUUCCAGUGUACAAGUUUCAAGCUGUACCCUCCCAGUUGGCCACAAACCCACUAGACCUGAUAAACAAAUUAUCAAUCAAAAUCAAAUAAAUGUUGCACUUUAGUAACAUUUAUUCUAUAAUUAUGUAGUCAUUCACUUAAUAAUCUUUAAGGAAAAUGAACAGUAUAUUGUAAAGUGAACUAAAUCAAGCAAAUAGCUUAAUCAUAAGCUUAUUGUUGUCAGGCGGCCUUUAAACAUCUCUCUGCACACAGAAUGUCUCUUCCUGACAUCCGUCUCCUCAUAGGUUAGUUGUGACUCUUUAUGACACAUAAAAUGCUGUUUCUUCUAGUCUCUCCAGUAAAUUGAAAUUUAUGUCACAGUUGGUUUGUUAGGACUGAUUUUUCAUUCUAAGGAGCACUCUAUAAAAACAGAACCUGCUAACUGCACCACAACUGGAAGAUGACCUAGACACAAAUUGUUAAACAUAAAUUACUUCAGUCUUACAGGCACCAUCAGUAAGUGCUCAGCUUCUUGCAGUGUUCCACUGGAAAAACCUUUUAAGAUUGAUAUUGCUCAUGAAAUAUUCCCAAAUCCUAGUGUCAGUGUUCUGCAUUACACAUUCAUCUAAAAGGGUGAGUCAGUAACAUUUGACUGCAGUUAUAUUUCAUGGUAUAGAUAAGAAUUAAAAUAUACAUUUGGUUUAAAUGGGUGUAUUGAUUUGUUUUUUGACGACCAUGAGUGAAUCAGUGUUACAGUGUGUUGAGAAGGUCUCUGAGGAGGUGCAGGCCUGAUCUGGUGUUCUCUCUUGCUGUGAUCUGGAAUUUCCGUGUGCUCAUUCUAUGUGAUGUUUUGUAAACCAGUAAAAUAAGUGAACAGACGUAUUCAGCCUGAAAUGUUCAAAGGUUCAUUGUGCGAUCGAUAUCAGUUGCUUUGUCCCACAUAUGAAAGAGCUGUGUUGACACAUUUUUAGUGCAUUUGUGUUUUAAUGUAUCUUACCUUGGAUUUUGAGUUUUAUCACUGGUGAUUCUUGUGUUUGUUAUCCUUCAUGAAAACAUAUUUUUAAGUGGUUACUUUUUCAUAUUUGCAUUUUCAUGGAAAAAGGGAGAGACACUUUACAGCAAACAUGCAAAUGAUGCUGGACAGUGACUGGUAACAUGUAAGAUGAUGUGUUGUGGUCAGUAAUAAACAUAAACCUGGGGAUUCGAA